AGGACAUUGAGGUAGGAGGGAGAUGAUUCAAUGUCAGUCUGAUUAAAAGGACGAUUAACGCGAGAUGUUUCUAACAGCUUCGACAGCCGUCCUUAAAAGGAUUGCUGGUCCUGUAAUAGCGUCACUGGCGAGGGCGUGUUUGGCGCCGCCUCGUCCACAAGUCACUGGGACUGGGGCGAGGUUGUACUCGCCAACCUUUAGUUCCCCACCAAACCCAAGAUGCUGAUUUCUCCCCUCCUUUUUAUUUAAAGAUUCGGUUCAUGAGGCCUUUAGGAGGGAACCGGAACGUGAGGGCAAGAAGUGUUGAAACUGCAAUUAGCAGGUGGCGGGAGGUCAGACCAUCCCUUCUCUCCCACGGGCUGGCGAGCGCCAGAGCUCCACUUCCAUCCACAGUGCAACUAAUACACCAGCGAGGUCAAAUGUAUUUCCCCCAGUUGUUGUAGAUUGCUGUUUGCACUGUACAUCGGAAGAGCCCGUGAGCCUGAACCCGAUGAGCGAGGCUGGGUUUGAACUGUUGGAGCUGAGGUGCUGCCCCUCACCGAGUCUGCCCGCACCCCGGGGCGUGGGUCCGCCGCUCCCCGCUCCCUUGCACCGCGCUGUGCCGGGCGAGCCGCUUCCACUCCCCGGGAAUGUGCCCUGCAGCCGGCGCGCUGCUGCUCAGCUGUCUCUGCACCGUCUCGGCAGUGAUGAUCCAUCCUGACUGUGAGCUUUUAUUGGAGAUCCAGCUGGCAGAGGAGUCGUGUCUUUCCGAUGUUUCAACCUUCCUUCUGGAGGAGGAGUCCGUAGGGUGUCACUCCAUGUGGGACAACCUCUCCUGUUGGCCGGCGGCAGCGACAGGAGCAACCGUGAUUCUUCCUUGUCCCAAGGUACUGCUGCAGUACGCAGACCGACCAGGGAACGUGAGCAGACAGUGCACUGAUGAAGGUUGGACUGAGCUGUUGCAUUCUUACUCUAUUGCAUGUGACAUCAACAUAAGCAACAUGGAAGACGACAUCAAGGGAAUAUUUCUACAAGCUGUGAAGAUCAGUUACACUGUUGGACACAGCCUAUCUCUGCUGUCCCUGAGUGCUGCCUUAGUAAUUCUGUGUCUCUUCAGGAAACUACACUGUACCAGAAACUACAUCCACAUGAACCUGUUUGUGUCCUUCAUCCUGAAAGCCAUUGCUGUGUUGAUAAAGGAUGUGGUGCUGUUUGACAGCGACUCCGACCAGUGCACGCUCUCCACGCCAUCGUGCAAGGCUGCCAUCACCUUCUUCGAGUUCAGUAUCACCGCAAACUUCUUCUGGCUGUUGGCAGAAGGCAUCUACCUUCACACGCUCAUCGUGGUCUUCUUCACCGAGAGGAAGUAUUUUUGGUGGUACAUCGUGACGGCUUGGGGUGUCCCACUAUUGAUCACGGUUAGCUGGACUCUUGCUAUGAUGUGUAACCAUGACUUUGGAUGCUGGGAUUCAAUUGACUCUCCAUACUUUUGGAUCAUCAAGGCUCCGAUUUCACUGACUAUAUUAGUGAACUUUAUUCUCUUCAUCUCCAUCAUACAAAUCCUGAUCCAGAAAGUAUAUUCAUCAGACAGCAGAGGAAGCGAGUACAGGCAGUACAUGAGGCUUGCAAAAUCUACUUUGCUUCUCAUACCACUAUUUGGAGUCAACUACAUAGUCUUUGUCUUUGUCCCUGAUCAUCUGAACGUCUACUUCCGGCUGGUAUUUGACCUUGCCUUGGGAUCUUUCCAGGGUUUCAUCAUUGCAAUCCUGUACUGUUUCUUGAAUGGAGAGGUGCAGCAGGAGCUCGGCCGGAAGUGGCGGCGGUGGUGCACACAGUGGUACCUCACAGCCAACUCAAGAUACUGCUUCCCUUCCCUGGAGAAUCACACCACAAAAGAGGGCACUCAGAUAUCAAUGGUGUCCUGCUACAGCUCUCAAAUCCAAGCUGCGAACAAUGACCAUGCUGACCUGCACCUUGCUUCUGUGCAGUGAAGUGCAAGUCAGGCACGGAGGGUAGUAACCAAACUUUGGCAAUUCUAGGAGUGAUUUUCUGAAACUUUAGCAAAGGCCACGGAAACUUUAAAAUCAGACAUGCAGUCAUAAGUCCUAGGAGCAGAAAAGGGCUAUUCGGCCCAUCAAGUCUACUCCACCAUUCAAUCAUGGCUGAUCUAUCAUUCCCUCUCAACCCCAUUCUCCUGCCUUGAAUCUGUGAGUGUCAAUCUCCGCAUUAAAAAUAU
Amblyraja radiata (thorny skate) is the source of this 2215-nucleotide messenger RNA. RefSeq names its product vasoactive intestinal polypeptide receptor-like. The transcript has 13 exons. The coding region runs from base 630 to 1970 and encodes 446 amino acids. Gene Ontology annotation, cellular component: plasma membrane. The record is from RefSeq and is a predicted model, not a curated record. Gene Ontology annotation, biological process: adenylate cyclase-modulating G protein-coupled receptor signaling pathway; cell surface receptor signaling pathway. NCBI's taxonomy places the organism in Eukaryota, Metazoa, Chordata, Chondrichthyes, Rajiformes, Rajidae. Gene Ontology annotation, molecular function: peptide hormone binding; G protein-coupled peptide receptor activity; vasoactive intestinal polypeptide receptor activity.